Molecule: messenger RNA, 717 nt
Organism: Phlebotomus papatasi
Lineage: Eukaryota; Metazoa; Arthropoda; Insecta; Diptera; Psychodidae
Gene: mRpL35
Product: 39S ribosomal protein L35, mitochondrial
Exons: 2
Coding region: 121-657 (178 amino acids)
Biological process (GO): translation
Cellular component (GO): mitochondrion; ribosome
Molecular function (GO): structural constituent of ribosome
Source: RefSeq, a predicted model, not a curated record
UUUAGCUCAAAAUGUGCUGCAGUUGCUCAGUUCGUCGCCGGCGGCGCCGAAACUGUCAUUCGUGCCGUGAACAUAACCUCACAAUAAAAAUAAGAGAAGAAUUGCAGAAAUAUUUUGGAAAUGUUGCGAUUAGCAACAAAUAUAGCUUGCCGAUGGAGUGCAACACUUUGCAGAGCCAGUGUAAAUGCAUCAACAACAUACUCCAAGAUCCUUCCCAGAAAUUUAUCGUCACUCUCAGCCCCGAUCCCGACUCACCAGCUUCCUUCACUGUCGCCCUUAAGUCUAAGCUGUAAUCCUCGCAUCUUGACCAUUGCCAAUUCCGUCAGUGUUAGUCAAAACCGUGGAGUGACCAAGUUCUCAAUGAGGAGCGGCAAGAGGAAAUCCGUCAAGGCUGCUCUUAAGAGAUUCUACCGACUGGAUUGGGGAAUUUGGAUUCGAACUAGAACGGGAAGGCACAAGCACAUGUGGCGGAAAUCAGCUAAUCAGAAGAGGAGAUUGAGGAAGCACGUCUUUGUGAAUUCGACACAGGCUUGGAUGCUGGACAAGAUGGUAACGAAAUUCUGGAGGACACCUAAAUACUACGUAGAUGAUCCCUAUCGUCCCUAUCACUCUCGCGAGGAAUGUUUCUACACAAAAAAGAGGACGGAUUAUUACUGAUUUGCACCAUUUAUUAACCUUGUGGAAAAACAUUUAGAAGAAAUAGAUUUUUAGGUACUA